This is a messenger RNA of Lolium rigidum, 2220 nucleotides long. Its product is annotated as pentatricopeptide repeat-containing protein At5g39680-like. Gene Ontology annotation, biological process: RNA modification. Gene Ontology annotation, molecular function: zinc ion binding; protein binding; RNA binding. The record is from RefSeq and is a predicted model, not a curated record. Lineage: Eukaryota; Viridiplantae; Streptophyta; Magnoliopsida; Poales; Poaceae.
AUGACUAGCCCCGGCGGCGCCGCUCUCCUGCGGCACGCUGCCGUCGCCGUGCUCCGCACAGCGGAGGCCGCCGGCAAGGUUUCCGCAGGCAUGGCAAUCCACGCGCGGAUGGUUAGAUCCACCCAUUUCGACGUCAUCCUGCAUAACCACCUCAUUUCCUUCUAUGUCAAGUGCGGCCGCCUCGGCCUUGCGCACCAGGUGUUCGACGCAAUGCCCUUCCGGAACCCGGCCUCCGGGAACCUCCUCAUGUCCGGCUACGCUUCCUAUGGGCGCCACGGGGAUGCUCUCGCUCUGCUCAGGGCGGCCGACUUCAGCCUGAACGAGUACGUUCUGUCGACCGCCGUGUCCGCGACGGCCCAUGUCCGGAGCUAUGACAUGGGGAGGCAGUGUCACGGACAUGCUAUCAAGUCUGGGCUGUCGGACCACCCCUACGUCUGCAAUGCGGUUCUGCAUAUGUACUGCCAGUGCGCGCAUGUGGAGGAUGCAGUUAAGGUGUUCGAGAGUGUAUCCGGUUUCAACGCGUUCGUGUUCAACUCGAUGAUAAAUGGGUUUCUUGAUAAGGGGAAGUUUGAUGCUUCGGUCAGUAUUGUGAGAAGCAUGGUUCGAGAAGUUGAGCAGUGGGAUCAUGUGUCGUAUGUCGCAGUUCUUGGGCAUUGUGCUAGCACCAAGGAGUUGCUGCUUGGUCGUCAAGCGCAUGCCCAAGCGUUGAAGAGGAGGCUCGAGCUGAAUGUGUAUGUUGGCAGCGCGCUGGUUGAUAUGUAUGGGAAAUGUGACUGUGCCUGUGAUGCUCAUUCUGCGUUCGAGGUUUUGCCGGAAAAGAAUGUUGUUUCUUGGACAGCUGUUAUGACUGCUUAUACCCAAAACGAGCUGUUUGAAGAGGCGCUGCAGUUGUUCUUAGACUUGGAAAUGGAAGGAGUCCGGCCAAAUGAGUUCACUUAUGCUGUGGCUCUCAACAGUUGUGCUGGUCUUGCAGCCUUGAAAAAUGGCAAUGCACUUGGUGCCUCUGCUAUGAAAACUGGGCAUUGGGGUGCUCUAUCUGUCUGUAAUGCCCUCAUUAACAUGUACUCCAAAAGUGGCAGCAUCCAGGAUGCAUGGAGAGUCUUCCUUUCUAUGCCAUGCCGUGACGUGGUCUCUUGGAAUUCCAUCAUAAUAGGCUAUGCUCAUCAUGGUCUUGCUAGAGAAGCCAUGUGUGUAUUUCAUUAUAUGUUGGUUGCUGAAGAAUCCCCAUCUUAUGUCACCUUUGUUGGGGUGCUGUCAGCUUGUGCUCAGUUGGGUCUUGUAGAUGAAGGAUUGUACUACUUGAAUACUAUGAUGAAGGAAAUGGGAAUAAGACCUGGAAAAGAGCACUACACUUGUAUGGUUGGUUUGCUGUGCAGAGCUGGACGACUAGAUGAGGCGGAACAAUUCAUAUUGAGUAAUUAUAUCGGGGCAGACGUUGUUGCAUGGAGAUCACUUUUAGGUUCUUGCCAGGUAUAUAAAAACUAUGGUCUUGGUCAUCGAGUAGCAGAGCAGAUCCUUCAGUUGAAGCCCAGUGAUGUAGGAACCUAUGUUUUGCUUUCUAACAUGUAUGCAAAAGCAAACCGAUGGGAUGGUGUUGUCAAGGUGCGGAAGCUGAUGAGAGAGGGUGUUAGAAAAGAGCCUGGUGUUAGUUGGAUUCAAGUAGGAAGUGAGGUCCAUGUUUUCACAUCAGAGGACAAGAAUCACCAAUGGAUAAACCAGAUCACCAGAAAACUCAAAGACUUGAUAGAUCAGAUUAAAGUGAUUGGAUAUGUUCCAAAUUUUGGGGUUGUCCUACAUGAUAUUGAGGAUGAGCAAAAGGAGGAGCACCUUAUGUAUCACAGCGAGAAAAUGGCUCUUGCAUUUGGCCUUAUUCACAGUCCCGAAGGAGCAACUAUCCGUAUAAUGAAAAAUCUUAGGAUAUGUGAUGAUUGCCAUGUUGCUAUCAAACUCAUAUCACUUGUGACAGCAAGAAGAAUAGUUGUAAGGGAUACCGUUCGCUUUCAUUGUAUAGAAGAUGGAGUAUGCUCAUGUGAUGACUAUUGGUGAUCCAUAUCUUGGUUAUCAAAAGCUGGUAACAAAGCUACUUGAAUCGGCUCCAGAUCACACGUGAUGCUAUGGACAUCAACAUGGGUCACUUGCUCGCUACUCCUCUGCUCUCUCCUUCCCUGCCGCUCAGGUCUACCUGGCAGCUGCCACGAAGACGCUGGAGGCCGCACUGGU